CAUAACACAGCGCGGGCUGAGUGGGUUCAACUCUCUGGACCUCUUAUCGAUAGGUGGCGGGGCCUAAUUUUUAUUUUCCGCCGGGAUGCAUGUCGAGAUAGCGGCAGGUACCGUAGUUCGUGGUUACCGAAUUUGCGAUGCCUCAGGAAGCAAGUUGAAUUGGCCAGUACUAAACUUCCACGGCUGUAUUCAGAUAUUUACCUUUUUUUCUUCCUUUUUUUCUAUUCUUCACGACCUACCUGCUUAAUCACGCCCAAGAUAAUUUAUACAUAUCUCUCGCAACCUACCUAAGUGUACAGCGACCAAUCCUCAGAGCCAAACAUUGUGAACCACCCUGCCCAGCAUGGCAGCCCACGAGGCCAACAUGCCGUUUAUACGGAACCUCGCAUCUAGCGAUCGCAAAACCCGCACCUCAGCCCUCGAAAGCCUGCGCACAUUCGUCUCCGCGGCCGCCACAUCCUCCCGCCUGACACACCUCGACAAUCUGAAGCUAUGGAAGGGCCUCUACUACAGUCUCUGGAUGUGCGACCGGCCGAUCCCUCAACAGAACCUCUGCGCCGAGCUAGCCGGUCUGAUCAGCGUGCUGCCCGAUGAGGCUGUAGGACCGUGGCUCGCCGCGUUCUGGGAGACCGUCGGCCGCGAGUGGACAGGGAUCGACGUGUAUCGGCUGGAGAAAUUCAUGCUCCUUGUCCGCCGGAUGCUGGGCGCUAGUCUUGCGUGGGUGUGCGAGGUCUUGCCCAACGAGACAAUUACAGGAGAGACGAAGAAGAGUCGCCGGAGUCGUGCGAGGAUAGACGUGCUGCUCAGAAAUCUCGCUAGCUGGCCCUUUGAGACCGAAGACAACCUCUCAAAAGUGCCGGUGGGGCUACGACUUCACGUGCUCGACAUCUGGGUUGACGAGGCGGAGAAGCUAGGUCUGCUGGACGCCGAAAAGACAGGCGAGCCGGGACGUCAGUUCUUAGAUAGGCUGGGGCUGCUUGUUGAGGCGCAGACGAGAUCUACGUGUAAACCCGUGCGCCUCCGUGCUAAGGAGAUGCUGGCAGAUGAUCGCUUGCCGUGGAAUGUGGACGACGCGGGAGGCGACGACGAGGUGGGCAAGUCAGCCAAGGACAGUUCCGGCGAUAAGGAUAGCUGGGAUGGCUUUGAUGACUAAUUUGGAAGACAAAGACGGAGAAAAGCCUGAUCUACGAAGAAAAUAUGUUGGGGUACGUGUAGUGAACAGAGCAUGGUGAUGGGCUGAUCCUUGGAGUUUCGGCGUUGGCACGGAUAUAUCCUCAUGCGGAUUCUUGUAGUUAUCUCUACAUUGCGUUACUACCUUUAGCCAUUUGUGUAUCAAACAAGUACAUUGGACAGUCGUCGCCCGAAGUAAAGUCCCUGUUGCGACGCGACUAUACUUCGCUAACACUUGAAAUGGCAAAUACUCGCAAAACUCCCGUGGUAGUCCAAUUGUCGAUAGACUAUUCCUCUAGCUCCUAAUCCUCCGUCCGCUGUGAUUAAGUUUGUUCUCUAUGGGGUAUCUUUAUCUCGCUAGUUGCCUUCAAUCCUCAGUCUAUUAAUAUGGUAU
Xylaria bambusicola is the source of this 1564-nucleotide messenger RNA. Its product is annotated as nucleolar protein,Nop52-domain-containing protein. Gene Ontology annotation, biological process: rRNA processing. The transcript is spliced from 2 exons. Gene Ontology annotation, cellular component: nucleus; preribosome, large subunit precursor; preribosome, small subunit precursor. The coding region runs from base 344 to 1153 and encodes 269 amino acids. Lineage: Eukaryota; Fungi; Ascomycota; Sordariomycetes; Xylariales; Xylariaceae. The record is from RefSeq and is a predicted model, not a curated record.